Molecule: messenger RNA, 2393 nt
Organism: Linum trigynum
Lineage: Eukaryota; Viridiplantae; Streptophyta; Magnoliopsida; Malpighiales; Linaceae
Source: the annotation of a GenBank genome assembly
UCACACUUCAGAAAAUAUUUUGCCUCCAUUCUCUCAAAUCUCGAUCCAUUUUCAAACUUGCAGAGCUCGACAACUCUCUCCAGUUUCCGCUUCCCAUCCUCCAAUCUGCUGCCGAUGGAAGCGCCGUCGCUGACUCUGGUAGUUCUGGAGGGCCCUCGCAAAGGCGAGACAUUCGAUUUCCGCCCUGGAUCCACCGUCCGAAUCGGCCGAGUCGUCCGGGGAAACACUUUCGCCAUCAAAGACGCCGGCAUUUCAUCCAAACACCUCGCAAUCAAAUCGGAAUCUGGGAAAUGGACACUCGAGGACCUCGGCUCCUCCAACGGUACGACUCUCAACUCCUCCCAACUCCCUCCUCUUCAACAGCACGACCUCCGCGACGGCGACGAGAUCAAGCUCGGAGAGCUCACUUCCAUCAUCGUCCGACUCCGAGUCGAGAACCAAGAUUCAUCGCCGCCGCAACUUCGAUGCGGGAGGAAGCAGGUUGCUGCUUCGGUUCAAAUCGCACAACCGGAAGCUAGGAUUUCGGCGGAGGCUGAAAACUUGUCCCCAAGCGUUCCGAAAAGAGGGAGGCAAAGGAAAGCUAGGGUUCCGGUGUCUCAAAACACGGAGCCGCCUCUGCCGGUCGUUGGUAGGGUUACCCGUAGUAAGAAGAAUGAACCAGAGCGCUUGACUUCUGAUUGCGUCGAGUCAGGGCUUCCAGAGAAAAAGAGGAAUGCGCCAACGAGAAAGGGAAGGAAAAAGGAGCCAGCCCCGCUGCCGGAGAAUGAUAAUGCUGUUGAUACAGAAAUCAAGGAUGGCCAGCAAUUAGGGGCGAGUUUAGCCGAAGAAGGAGUUGGUGGUAGGAUUAGUGUGGUGGAAAUCAAGCCGAUUUCAACCAGUAAAGCUCGAGAAGGUGAUGCUAACCGGGUUAUCAAGGGAAAUGAAGAUUUAAGGCAUAACUUAGCUGAAGAAGCUCGACAAGCAGAUGGUUGUAAAGCUGUGGCAGAAACGGAGGAGUUGAUUCAGCAGUUGGAUUCAGAUGACCAACAGUGCGAAGCUCCUACCAAAGAUGGGCCCAAUUCAAAUGAGCACAGAGGGUAUAAGAGUGAGGAGCCUGACCUGGAGAAGAUGACUCUUAGGGACUGGUUCCAAUAUAUGGAAGUGCGAUUGACCAAAGAAACUGUUGAGGCUUCUGAGAAGAUGAUCGACGAAAUGAGAAAGAAAGCUGUGCGAGUGCAAGAGUACUUGAUUGAGCAGAAGGCGCGGAACAAAGCAUCUUGACCGUUAGCUAGUAGACUCGGAGGCUGCAGAGCAAGGUAACUGGCUUUGGCAUUUCUAUUGUUCUAUAGGGUAGCUUGAUUGAGGAAAUGCCUAGCUAUAAUCUGUAGAUUGGUUUCUACUUGGCCUCUGCUUGGUUCCUUUUGUAGCUCAAUUCCAUGCCUGUAGUAUAAUAAAUUAAUAAUCGAGAAUGGUUCUCUAUAUUUUUGUCACCGUUCUCUAGAGUGGAUGGAAUCCUAAACUUGUGGAGUCUGUGAAACUGUAAUGGAGAUCGAAGCUAAAUGGGUAUGUAACUUAAUGAUAAAAUUACUGAGAACAAUGAGAAAGAAUCGAUGAACUUCUCUGGUAAACUGUUGUUGGUUAAUUAGACUACUUAAGAUGUCAUAAUGUAGACAGACGAUUGAUGCAAACACUGCAGAAGUCUAUACUGUCGCAAUUACUUUCCAUAAUAUUGCCAUAGAUAGCCGGCAUUGUGACCUGCUGUCCGGUUAUAGCCGGAAUGACUGAUGCUACGAGUUAGUGUGUCGGAUUCUGGUAGUACCUAACCUGAUGGAUUAUGGUACAGUAACAUGAUGCUUCUCCAUGCUGCCAAUACAUUUGACAUCUCUAAGUUUGUAUUGUGUAUGUAGUUUAGUAUGUGACUGAAGUUCCACAACAACUGAAUGUUUCAGGUUAUCAAGAUUAUGCACAAUGCAAUCAUGCUGCUCAAACAACUUGGCGAACAACCAUUUCUGCAAGCGAUACACUGAGAGCCAUUGAUUCCACCGUCACCGAAUUCACCCGAAUGGAAGUCACCGAGCUCAUCUCGUCAAGAAGGCAUAUACAACAUCAACUUCCGAGUUCCGGCUCGACUUCUGCCUCUCGUAGUAGUUUACAGACAGCUCUACCAAACACUUCCCUGCAGAUAGGAUAGGAGCAAUGUGCAAAAUAUACGGUCCCUGCUUUUCGUACCACUAGGGCACAGUACACAUAAUCCAUCCACCAACAUGUAGCGUUAGGUGUGAAAUUUAGUUAUGAGUUUGGUGUAGAACUUGGCCACAGACACAAGCCAAUGGGUUUUGUUUUCAUCAAUAGAAACGGAAGGGGAGUCUUUGCUUUGCUCCAACUUCAUACCGCAAUCAAAGUUCACAUAUGCA